Messenger RNA from Micromonas pusilla CCMP1545, 267 nucleotides. RefSeq lists its product as uncharacterized. The coding region runs from base 1 to 267 and encodes 88 amino acids. The record is from RefSeq and is a predicted model, not a curated record. Lineage: Eukaryota; Viridiplantae; Chlorophyta; Mamiellophyceae; Mamiellales; Mamiellaceae. The transcript has a single exon.
AUGGCGUGGGUGAACAUGUCCGACGGCGGGUACGCGUGGAGGGUCGAACACGCGGACAUGCGAAGCGCGGCGGCGGCGUUCGACGAAGCCUCGGGGGCGUCUUCUUUCGUCUUGACGCACGGCUGUGUUUCCGACGCGGCGGCGGCGGGCGGCGGCGGCGGCGCGACGACGCGCGUGGAGUUUCGGUGCGACGGCGGCGUCGCCGCGUGCCGGUGGGCGCGGACGUUGGACGAGCGCAUCAAGCGACGCGAAGCGGAGGCGGUGUAG